AACUAUUGGACUAUACCCGGUCUCAAAAUGGAGGUAAAACCUCCGCCCGGUCGCCCCCAGCCCGACUCCGGCUGUCGCCGCUGCCGCUGGGGGGAGGAGGGUCACGAUCCCAAGGAACCAGAGCAGUUGAGAAAGCUGUUUAUCGGUGGUCUGAGCUUUGAAACUACAGAUGAUAGCUUAAGAGAACAUUCUGAGAAAUUGGGCACACUUACAGAUUGUGUGGUGAUGAGAGACCCCCAAAAAAAACGUUCCAGGGGCUUUGGUUUUGUGACUCACUCUUGUGUUGAAGAAGCGGAUGCAGCAAUGUUAGCUCGACCACACAAGGUUGAUGGGCGUGUAGUGGAGCCAAAGAGAGCUGUUUCUAGAGAGGAUUCUGUAAAGCCUGGUGCCCAUCUAACAGUGAAGAAAAUUUUUGUUGGUGGUAUUAAAGAAGAUACAGAAGAAUAUAAUUUGAGAGACUACUUUGAAAAGUAUGGCAAGAUUGAAACCAUAGAAGUUAUGGAAGACAGGCAGAGUGGAAAAAAGAGAGGAUUUGCUUUUGUAACUUUUGAUGAUCAUGAUGCAGUUGAUAAAAUUGUUGUUCAGAAAUACCACACUAUUAAUGGGCAUAAUUGUGAAGUGAAAAAGGCCCUUUCUAAACAAGAGAUGCAAUCUGCUGGAUCACAAAGAGGUCGUGGAGGUGGAUCUGGCAACUUUAUGGGUCGUGGAGGAAACUUUGGAGGUGGUGGAGGUAACUUUGGCCAUGGUGGAAACUUUGGUGGAAGAGGAGGCUAUGGUGGUGGAGGUGGUGGCAGCCGAGGGAGUUACGGAGGAGGUGAUGGUGGAUACAAUGGAUUUGGAGGUGAUGGUGGCAACUAUGGCGGUGGUCCUGGUUAUAGUAGUAGAGGAGGUUACGGUGGUGGUGGACCAGGAUAUGGAAACCAAGGUGGUGGAUAUGGUGGCGGUGGUGGAGGACAUGAUGGUUACAAUGAAGGAGGAAAUUUUGGAGGUGGUAACUAUGGUGGUGGUGGAAACUGUAACGAUUUUGGAAAUUAUAGUGGACAACAGCAAUCAAAUUAUGGACCCAUGAAAGGGGGUAGUUUUGGUGGAAGAAACUCGGGCAGUCCCUAUGGUGGUGGUUAUGGAUCUGGUGGUGGAAGUGGUGGAUAUGGUAGCAGAUAUGGUGGAAGUGGUAGCAGAAGGUUCUAAAAACUCAGAAGAAAAGGGCUACAGUUCUUAGCAGGAGAGAGAGCGAGGAGUUGUCAGGAAAGCUGCAGGUUACUUUGUGACAGUCGUCCCAAAUGCGUUAGAGGAACUGUAAAAAUCUGCCACAGAAGGAACGAUGAUCCAUAGUCAGAAAAGUUACUGCAGCUUAAACAGGAAACCCUUCUUGUUCAGGACUGUCAUAGCCACAGUUUGCAAAAAGUGCAGCUAUUGAUUAAUGCAAUGUAGUGUCAAUUAGAUGUACAUUCCUGAGGUCUUUUAUCUGUUGUAGCUUUGUUUUUUUCUUUUUCUUUUCAUUACAUCAGGUAUAUUGCCCUGUAAAUUGUGGUAGUGGUACCAGGAAUAAAAAAUU
Cervus elaphus (red deer) is the source of this 1555-nucleotide messenger RNA. Its product is annotated as heterogeneous nuclear ribonucleoprotein A3-like. The record is from RefSeq and is a predicted model, not a curated record. The coding region runs from base 28 to 1188 and encodes 386 amino acids. The transcript has 2 exons. Gene Ontology annotation, molecular function: RNA binding. NCBI's taxonomy places the organism in Eukaryota, Metazoa, Chordata, Mammalia, Artiodactyla, Cervidae.